AAGAGCCUAACCUAAUCUGGGAAUUCAGGUUGCUUCAUGUCCACCACAAUUUCAAUGUUCUCCACCACCCCCACACAAUUCUGUGCCUUGGCCAGGCCCUUAUUUGCUGCCUUUUGCUUAUUGUUGGGUAUAGGGAAGAGAGAGCUAUUCUUCUUUGAGAGUAGCCAAUUGCAAAGCUUUUCAGAGUGACAAAAAAAAAUGGCAACACAGGCACUGGUUUCCUCAUCGUCUAUUACCUCAUCAGUGGAGGCUGCAAGACAGAGAUUAGGAGGAAGGCCACUUCAGUCUCACACAAGGAAGGUUUCCGUUGUUGUCAGGGCUGCUUCUACUCCCCCUGUUAAGCAAGGAGCAGACAGACAACUCUGGUUUGCAUCCAAGCAGAGUCUUUCUUACUUGGACGGCAGCCUCCCAGGUGACUAUGGAUUUGAUCCACUGGGGCUCUCAGACCCUGAAGGCACAGGAGGUUUCAUUGAGCCCAGAUGGUUAGCCUAUGGAGAAGUCAUCAACGGCCGAUACGCUAUGUUGGGUGCAGUUGGAGCUAUUGCACCUGAGAUCCUUGGGAAGGCUGGCCUUAUUCCACCUGAAACAGCACUCCCAUGGUUCAAAACUGGCGUAUUUCCGCCUGCUGGAACAUACAACUACUGGGCAGACCCUUACACUCUAUUUGUAUUCGAGCUGGCACUCAUGGGUUUUGCAGAGCACAGGAGAUUCCAAGACUGGUACAAUCCAGGAUCCAUGGGUAAGCAGUACUUCUUGGGUUUUGAGAAAUACCUGGGAGGGUCAGGUGACCCGGCAUACCCUGGUGGACCUCUGUUCAACCCUCUUGGAUUUGGAAAAGAUGAGAAGUCCAUGAAGGAAUUGAAGCUGAAGGAGGUGAAGAAUGGGAGGUUGGCAAUGUUGGCAAUCUUGGGUUACUUUGUGCAAGCUCCGGUGACUGGUGUAGGCCCUUUCCAAAACCUCCUGGAUCACUUGGCUGACCCUGUAAACAACAAUGUGUUGACCAGCCUUAAGUUCCACUAAAAGGCGUAGUUUAGUUCAUCUCUCUCUCCUCUUAUUUAUAUGAUCAUGUGCACUUCCAGACUUUGAUUGAUGUAUCAUCUGUAAUCUGUAACAAACAUGUUGAGUACCAUGAAAUCUUCUUCUUAUUUCACAUUAAUCUAUAAAAUUUGGCAUCAAAACUGUUUACAUAUGAUGCAAUAUGAGAGAUGCCCUUUCUUUUCCGAACAGGCUAUAUUGCUUUAUAUCUCGUCAUUUCUGUCUUCCCAGUAAAUCAAUCUAUUCUUCUUUCCAA
Molecule: messenger RNA, 1291 nt
Organism: Ilex paraguariensis (yerba mate)
Lineage: Eukaryota; Viridiplantae; Streptophyta; Magnoliopsida; Aquifoliales; Aquifoliaceae
Source: the annotation of a GenBank genome assembly